Leucoraja erinaceus (little skate) is the source of this 3151-nucleotide messenger RNA. It is a transcript of the gene sts, whose product is annotated as steroid sulfatase (microsomal), isozyme S. The record is from RefSeq and is a predicted model, not a curated record. The transcript has 10 exons. Lineage: Eukaryota; Metazoa; Chordata; Chondrichthyes; Rajiformes; Rajidae. Bases 911 to 2686 code for a protein of 591 amino acids. Gene Ontology annotation, molecular function: arylsulfatase activity.
GUAAUGUUCAUACCGCUGGGGUGUAAACCGCCCAAGCGAAAUAUGAAGUGCUGUGUGUACCUCCAUGUUGCGCUGGGCCUCACUCUGACAAUGGAGGAGGCCCAGGACAGAAAGAUCAGGGUGGGAGUAAAAACGCUGAGCAGCCGGGAGAUCACGUAGGUCUGCGCAGACCGAGCGGAGGUGUUCAGCGAAAUGAUCGCCGAUGCUGCGCUUGGUCUCGCCGAUAUACAGGAGUCCACACCUGAAACAGCGGACUGGUACGAGGUUACCGGAGUGGCAUCACGGAUAGAUAGAGUGGCCAAAAAGGUCCUUGGGACAUUGGCCUUCAUUGAUCAGGGUAUUGAGUAUAGAAAUUGGGACAUUAUGUUUCAUUUGUACAAGAUGUUGGUGAGGCUGCAUUUGGAGUACUGUAGAUAGACACAAAAUGCUGGAACAACUCAGCGGGACAGGCAGCAUCUCUGGGGAGAAGGAAUGGGUGACGUUUCAGGUUGAGACCCUUCUUCAGACGCAGACUGGAGUACCGUGUUUUAGUCACCCUGCUGGAGAACGGAUGUCAUUAAGCUGGAAAGGAUGCAGAGAAGGUUUAAUAAUAAGUUUAAGUUUAUUGGCCAAGUAUUCACAUACAGUGAGUUUGCCUUGGUGCUUCGCCCGCAAGUGACAACAUGACAUACAAUGACAGUUAGGAAUGACACAUAAAACAUUAAACAUUACAAGGAUGUUGCCAGGACUCAAGGGUCUGUGCUAUAGGGAAAGGUUGAGCAGGCUAGGACUUUAUUCCUUGGAACGCAGGACACUAUGGGGUGAUCUUACAGAGGUGGAAAAAUCGCGAGGGACCUCCAGAAAAUAACCUAAAGCGAAACAAUUUACCCCGACAGAAAAUUAUGAACCAGAGGACAUAAAUUUAAGCAACAUGAAUAUCUUGGCAGUGUUUCUGCUCCUCCAUUUGGCACAAACAAUUCUCGGCCAAGGUGCAGAUCAGCGGCCCAACUAUGUAAUUUUCAUGGCCGAUGAUCUCGGUAUUGGAGACCUAGGAUGUUACGGAAACACAACUCUCAGGACCCCUCAUAUUGACAGCCUGGCACAUGAUGGAGUGUUGUUGACCCAACACAUUGCUGCUGCGUCACUCUGUACCCCGAGCAGAGCUGCCUUUCUGACGGGCAGAUAUCCAGUCAGGUCAGGGAUGGCCUCCUUCAGCAGAAUCGGUGUAUUUCUCUUUACUGCUGGGUCAGGAGGACUCCCCACCAACGAGACCACCUUUGCCAAACUGUUGAAAGGACAAGGCUAUUCCACUGCCUUGAUUGGGAAGUGGCACCUUGGUUUGAAUUGUGAGGCCAGCGGUGACCACUGCCACCAUCCAGCCAACCACGGCUUUGACUACUUCUACGGCCUGCCGCUGACCAACAUGCGCAACUGCAAGCCCAACAGCGGCGACAUCUUUGUGGCGGGGGCUCGGAGGGCCGUCCGCGCGGCGGUGCAGCUCGUCACCCUGGCGCUCUUCACCUUGCUGCUACUCGACUACCUGGCUCUCCUGACCGUCCCCUGGAGAGCUCUCGGCUUCGUCUUGCUGGCCGCCGCUCUGCUGAUCGGCGCGGUCGUGCUCUUCCUGUCCCAGUUUCGCCAACUCAACUGCAUCCUGAUGCAGAAUGACAAGAUCAUUCAGCAGCCCUUUACGUUUGACAGCCUGACGCAGAGACUGACCAACCAGGCCACGAGCUUCAUGGAGCGGAAUUUGGGCCGUCCGUUCCUGCUCUUCACAUCCUACCUGCACGUCCACACGGCACUACAUGCUUCUCAGGAGUUUUUGGGGAAAAGCAAACACGGUUUGUACGGUGACAGUGUGGAGGAGAUGGACUGGAGUGUAGGAGAAAUCCUGGCUUCAUUGGAAAGGCUGAAUCUGAGUCAGCGGACUCUGGUCUACUUCACUUCAGACCAAGGUGCCCACGUUGAAGAGAUUUCUGACGAGGGUGAGAUGCAUGGAGGAUGGAACGGCAUCUACAAGGGAGGAAAAGCCACAAACUGGGAAGGUGGUAUUCGGGUUCCAGGUCUCCUCCGAUGGCCUGGAGUUCUGGCAGCGGGCAAGGAAAUCCAUGGGCCGACCAGUAACAUGGACCUCUUCCCAACAAUUGCCAAGCUGGCCGGAGCCACAAUGCCAAGCGACCGGAUAAUCGACGGUCGGGACUUGAUGCCUUUGCUCCGAGAUGAAGCACUGUGGUCAGAACACGAGUUUCUCUUCCAUUACUGUAACGGCUACUUAAGUGCUGCUCGCUGGCAUCCGAGGAACAGCUCCGCAGUUUGGAAGGUCCAUUUCUUCACCCCCAACUUCUACCCAGAAGGGUCGCAGGGUUGCUUCGACACGCAUGUUUGUCUCUGCUACGGACGGGAUGUCAGCCACCACAGCCCACCCCUCCUUUACGACCUGCUGGGAGACCCCGGGGAGACCCGACCACUGACCCCCGCCUCUGAACCCCGCCACCAGCGCAUCUUGGAGGUGAUCUCCUCCGCAGUGGAGGACCACCGGAGGACCCUGGGGCCAGUCCCCGAUCAGCUGUCUGUGGGUAACCUGGUGUGGAAACCCUGGCUCCAGCCCUGCUGUAGUAGCUCCUGGCAGCUCUGCCACUGUGACCACCGGGAAGGGGGCAAGAGUACCCCGCGGGACGGGGAUUCCCCAUCCCAAACCCCAGCUUGACUUGCUCCGUGAUCCAUGCCACGGUUUGCGUGCUUCCCACGGGUGUUGAGCCUUGGCCUGCUGUGUCAACCCUCGCUUCCUCUGCCACCUCCUCCAUUCCCUCCUCUCUUUCCACCACUUUCCAUUCCCCCUCUCUCCUUCCUCCUUCUCUGACUCCCUCGCUUUCUUCCCCCUCUUCCUCCACACCUCCCUUCAUUGACCAUCCGACUCCCCUUCCUCCAUCCCUCUCUUCAUCUCUCUCUACAUGCAUCUCUCUCCGUCCUUCCCCUUUCUCCCCGUCCUUCCUCUCUCUUCAUCCCCUCUUUCUCUCUGUACCCUCUUCUCCCUGCCCCCCCUUCUCACUGGCCGCCCUCUCUCUCACUGACCCCCCUCGCUCCCCCCUUUCUUUCUGUCCUCCCUUUCAUUCCUCUCCUUCUCUCCACCCCUCCCCUCCUUCUCUUCACCCCUCCUUCUCUCUGCCCCGCC